AUGAGUACAAUUAGAAAAUAUUUCGAUGAUGUCUCAAAGUGGGAAAGAUAAUAAAUAUUUUUUGCUAUUCGUUCUUCUAUUCCUAUUCUUUCUAAAUCUCUCUCUGAGCUGCUAAAAUAUCUUUUAGAAACUUAGGUAAUCUGUAAGCCACUAGCAAGCUUCCUCUAUUUAGGUCUUUUAGAUUAUUACAAAAUGUUUAAAAUGCAAUAAAUAAACAAAUCAAACUAUUUCUAUGUAUGUAUGUUCGUUUUUUUUCAGUGCUUAUUCUUUAUGAUAAACUAAAUUAAAUUACUUAAGUAAGCAAAACCUUUCUCAAAUAAAUAAAGUAAAAUACAUUUUAAUAGGAAAAAAAAGACUAUUAUUAAUAAGGCUUAGUAAUUUUUUUCUUGA
Messenger RNA from Tetrahymena thermophila SB210, 390 nucleotides. RefSeq names its product transmembrane protein, putative. NCBI's taxonomy places the organism in Eukaryota, Ciliophora, Oligohymenophorea, Hymenostomatida, Tetrahymenidae. The record is from RefSeq and is a predicted model, not a curated record. The transcript is spliced from 3 exons.